AGAGCUGCGCGUGAAGUAGGUGUUCCGGAGAAACGUGCUGAUUUUAACCGCAUGGAAGUAACAAAGUCAGAGUCCAUUGAAAACACCUGCAGCCUCACCUGGUCCUUCUGCAGGUUCUGACGGCCAGAGAACAUGGAGUCCGAGGUAACUGGACCUCUGGAGUCCGAGGCAGGUGGAUCUGCAGCUUCAGGUGAGGUGGUGAACUCGAUCCGGGAGCGGACCAUCGCAGAGAACAGCAUGGUGGUCCUGCUGCAGGGUCUGCAGGGGGAGGUGACCACCGUGGACCUGAGGAACGAGUGCACGGCUCGGGGACGCGUGCUCAACGUGGACGCCUUCAUGAACGUCCGGCUGGAGGACGUCCUGUACCUGGACCGGCAGGGGCGGAGCACCCAUCUGCAGGACCUGUUCAUCACCGGCAGGAACGUGCGCUACGUGCACAUCCCAGACCAUGUGGACAUAAUGAAGACCAUCCAGAACCAGCUGGCCAAGAUCCACAGAGUCCGAAACUUCGCCAGCGAAGGAGGGGGGAGGAAAGAGUUCUGCAAGAAGACAAAAUGACUGACUGGACCUGAUCAGGUUCAGAAAGAACCUGGUUCUGAUUUCAGACUCUGAUUAACCUGAAACUUUAAAACUGUUAGAAUAGAGACUGGAUCUGAGGAGACCUGUUGGAGGUUUUGGAGGACCUGAAGGGUCCAGAUGCU
Messenger RNA from Nematolebias whitei (Rio pearlfish), 701 nucleotides. RefSeq names its product LSM10, U7 small nuclear RNA associated (gene lsm10). The transcript has 2 exons. The coding region runs from base 133 to 558 and encodes 141 amino acids. Lineage: Eukaryota; Metazoa; Chordata; Actinopteri; Cyprinodontiformes; Rivulidae. Gene Ontology annotation, cellular component: nuclear body; cytoplasmic U snRNP body. Gene Ontology annotation, molecular function: U7 snRNA binding; histone pre-mRNA DCP binding. The record is from RefSeq and is a predicted model, not a curated record. Gene Ontology annotation, biological process: mRNA 3'-end processing by stem-loop binding and cleavage.